UGACGCUCUGCUCAUGGUUGGAUGGACGACUGAAAUACACCAUUUAGCUUAGACUGAGCUACAGGGUUUUUUGACAUCCAUGAAGCAGGAAAGUUAUCCUGGAAUACUCACUUCGUCCUCUGAGAUCUAAUUUUACUGUCUACUGUUGUGUAUCUUCGCCGUGUGCUGAACAUUAUGCAGAGAAGAAUAAUCUCUGAGGACGAACUAGCGAAUGCGGAGCGCUUUGGCAAGUUCUGUCCUGUUUUCAAAGUUGAUGCAAGCACCAUUGUCAAGACGGGUGACUGCGUUCGCCUGACCGAAGCUGCGACGAUGAGAUUGGUGCGGGGAAACACUUCUAUCCCAGUGCCUAAAGUCUACAACGCAUAUAAAGAUGAAACGACGGGUCAUGUUAGGAUUGUCAUGGAGUUCAUUGAGGGUGACUGUCUCGAGCAUGUUUGGGACAAAUUAAACCCGUCUCAGAAGAGCUUAAUCAUUGGACAGCUCCGAGAUAUAUUCUCCGAACUCCGGAAACUCAAGGGCACUUUUAUUGGCGGUAUUGACGGUACAGCUUGCGAAGACCAGCUCUUUACUGACAAUCUGGGUGGUUACGGGCCAUACGACAACGAAAAACAGUUUAACGAGGGCAUUGUUACAGCUCUCAGGAAGUCAAAGCAAGGUCCCUGGGUCGAUGUGGUAUGCGAAAUGAUACUUAACUCAAUGCGAAACCACGAGGUUGUUUUGACACAUGGCGACUUUGCUCCAAGGAACAUUAUUGUGCAAGGAACAAAGGUUGUUGCGGUUUUAGAUUGGGAACUGUCUGGCUAUUACCCCGAGUAUUGGGAAUAUGUUAAGGCUCUUUGGCGGCCUGCAUGGGAAAGCGCCUGGAGUAAAGAUCGUGCUGUAGAUCGGGUUUUGCAAAGCUAUUUGUCUGAACUGGCGGUUGUCUGGCAUACAAGAGAUAUCAUCUGGUGAAGGAGGCACAUAGUGAUAUUUCGACUUGCUAGAGAAAGGAAAAGAGAAGAAAAAAGCUCGUCAAAAGCGAGGCCGGAAGUCUGAUAGGAUAGCCAGGGUGGUGUGAAUCCUGAUGGAGACACUCCUGGCGGUGGCGGAUGCAUAACACGGGGAAUUCAUGAACUAAUGCUGCUUGAGUCUGUUUUGCCAGAGUCAAAUUAGGAUCGAAAUUGAUGCCUACUCUGUUAGGACUUCGGCCUUGAUGAGAAAACUUCAGUCAACUCUGACCUUUCAUUUCAUCUCUAUCUUCUCUUGGAGUGCUCCCAAUUGAUGCAAUUUUUUAUCGGUUAAAAUUCGAAGCAGGAUAAGAUUGGCCUUUGAGGUACCAGCUGGAAGACGGUAGAGACCGAGGACUUGGGUGAAAAGUGCAUUGUCUAUAUAGGAAACAAUUGGGUAUUUUGUACAAUCAAGUCGUGCGUUCAUUGAAAUCCUG
Messenger RNA from Cadophora gregata, 1423 nucleotides. RefSeq lists its product as uncharacterized. The record is from RefSeq and is a predicted model, not a curated record. Bases 175 to 951 code for a protein of 258 amino acids. The transcript is spliced from 2 exons. NCBI's taxonomy places the organism in Eukaryota, Fungi, Ascomycota, Leotiomycetes, Helotiales, Ploettnerulaceae.